Molecule: messenger RNA, 822 nt
Organism: Bacidia gigantensis
Lineage: Eukaryota; Fungi; Ascomycota; Lecanoromycetes; Lecanorales; Ramalinaceae
Exons: 1
Coding region: 1-822 (273 amino acids)
Source: RefSeq, a predicted model, not a curated record
AUGGGCAACCUACAGCUCUUAAGUGCAUUCCUCCUCCUUUCCUGCUCGAUCUUCAUCACCCAGUCAGCCCCAACGGCAUCCACAAUACCGACAAAGCUGAUCUACCAAUUCCCCAACGGUACCUGGCUAGAGAACCUAGCCGUCCGCCCCGACAACUCCAUCCUCACAACCGUCCUCACCUCCCCAGACCUCUAUCUCGUACAACCCUCCUCAUCAUCCCCAGACCCACGCCUAAUCCACCACUUCGCCUCCCACAACGCCCUCCUCGGCAUCACCGAGCUCGCACCGUACGACUACCAAGUCGUCGCAACCAACUACUCCUCCUCCACAUCCACAACCACUCCCGGCAGCUCAGCGAUCUACCGCGUCUACUUCCCCCCUCCGCACCCCGACACCCACCCCUACAGCUCCAAGGCCUCCAUAACUCUCACAACGCGCCUCCCCUCCAUCGGUCUCCCUAACGGUCUCGCAACCCUAAACACGCACACCAUCCUCGUCGCCGACUCCAUCAAAGGCCAAGUCCUCGCCAUCGACACCACGACCGGCGUCUCCACCCUCGCCAUCUCCGACCCCUUAUUCGCGCCCACAACAUCUACUUUCCAAAUCGGCGUCAACGGCAUCAAAGUCCACUCCGCCACCUGUACCUUGUUCUUCACCAACUCCCAGCAAAAAAUCUUCGGUCGUAUCCCUAUCGAUAUUGAAACCGGAAAGGCCACAGGCGCUGCUUCCAUCAUCGCGAAGUUUCCCUCUGAGCCGACGGAUCCGCAGCUCGCGGCUUAUGAUGACUUUGCGUUGGAUGAGAGGGGGAGGUGGCGUAUUUGA